Messenger RNA from Linum trigynum, 1294 nucleotides. The record is from the annotation of a GenBank genome assembly. Lineage: Eukaryota; Viridiplantae; Streptophyta; Magnoliopsida; Malpighiales; Linaceae.
CACCACAAAAAAAAUCGUCCAAAAUAGAGGAGAGAGCUCUGGUUGCUGCUGCAAAAAUGGCUAAUAGUGAUUUUAGAAGAUUUGAACUAGUUGUUCGGUGGAAAUCGGAGAAAGUAGAGAAUAAUUUGGGCGUCAAAUUCGUUGGUGGUAGUAGUUUUCAGUUGACGGUUCCAUCCAGAGUCACAUAUCACAAACUUUGUGAGACUCUAAUUCCGAGAAUACGGCGCAGAGACGAAGCAGUAAAAGAUAGUGAUGUGAUCACAGGUUUCACUUACCGUCUUCCAGAAUGGCAGAAUGAUGUUUUAUUUCAUUAUGCGUUACCUAUUGUGGAUGAUGAUAGCUUGGAUGUGCUUUGGAAUUUUAUGGCACAAAAUCCUUAUUGUUUGGGUGCUGAGAUACAUGUUGAGCUCAGUGAUGAUCAGGGUGGAGAGGAAGAAGAUGAUACAUGGAGCGUGCCAUCCGAUCAUGACUAUGAUCACGGUGAUGACGGAGAGGAGGAAGAUGAGGAGGAGGAGGAGGAGGAGGAGGAGGAAGGAGAGCAGCUUAAUUAUCCUCCAUAUUUUUACUUGCAGGGCAAUGAAGAGGACGAAGAAUUUGCACUUGCUGAUUCAUAUGGCGUAAUUCCAAUGCCUAUUGUUGAUAGUUUUGAAGGAGAAUUCUACAAGGGGCAGAUAUUUCACUCGAAACAAGCUGCACAGAUGGCGAUUAAACACCACGCGCUACUGUCAAAGGCGGCGGCGCCGAGGUCUGGGACGUGGGCGCUCGUGACUGCGGCGGCGGCGGCGAGGACUGGGGCGGCGGCGCCGAGGUCUGGGGCGGCGGCGCCGAGGUCUGGGGCGGUAGCGGCGGUCUGGUUCGCAGGGUUGGGGGCAGGUUCGCGGGUUUGGGGGAGGAAGAAGAAAGGAGGAUUUGUGUGGUGUGGGGAGGGGAUAAGGUGGGAGGAUAAGGGGGACCGUCCGAAAUUUUAAAAUAAAAGGGUUUGGGGCGCUCCCGCCUGAGUCUCGGGCGCCAGCGCCCGGGACUAAUUAAAAAAGAUGUUUCAGGCGGGGCCGCUUGAGAUUGGGGCGCCGGCGCCCAGGACUGGGUAAAAUACCAGUCCCGCCUGAGUCUCAGGUGGUCCCGCCCCAAUCCUUACUAAAAAACACAAUAUUUGUGUCAAUAGUUUUUAAUUUGUAAUAUUAGUGGUAAAUUAAAAAAAAACAAUAUUUGUGUCAUUAAUCCUGAUUACUAGACGGCAUGGAUGAUUCUAAAAAAAGUGAAUUAGCUCACGACUUAAUUAAAUCAGUAACUCAUG